CCGGUCUUUGUGGCUCUCUGCUGCAGGUCCGCGGCUCGCGCCCUGACCGCUCCCGGGCUUCGCGGAAAGAAGAGAUUAACCAAACAAACUGAAAUACAGGACGCAGUUUUAGUGAGCUUCACGCUAAGCUGUUUCAGCCCAGAAUGGCUCUGGAAUCCAGAGCAGUUUCAACCCCAGUACCUCAGAAUUCUCAGGAACAAGAGCUAAUACUGGUGAAAGUAGAAGAAAGCUGUUCUUGGGGUCAGAAACUUAAGCAGAACGGGAGUACCCGAUCCUGCCAAGAAUUGUUUCGCCAGCAGUUCAGAAAGUUCUGCUACCAGGAGACACCGGGGCCCCGGGAAGCGCUGGGCCGACUCCAGGAGCUUUGCUAUCAGUGGCUCAGGCCUGAGUUGCACACGAAGGAGCAGAUCCUGGAGCUGCUGGUGCUGGAGCAGUUCCUGAGUAUCCUGCCAGAGGAGCUGCAGAUCUGGGUUCAGCAGCAUAGUCCAAAGAAUGGCGAGGAAGCCGUGACUCUGUUGGAGGAUCUGGAGAGGGAAUUCGAUGAUGCCGGGCAGCAGGUCCCAGCUAGUCCACAGGGACCAGCAAUGCCUUGGAAGGAUUUGACCUGUCUUGGAGCAGCCCAGGAGUUUACGCAUAUUCAGCGCCAGCCUUUAAAGAAACAGCUGAAACCCUGGGAACCUUGCCUUUCCCCCAAGAGUGGUUGUGAGAAUAAUGAAUUGGCAACAAAGGACAUUUCAGGAGAGAAAUCAAAGAGACUUUCCCAGGAGCCUUCAUUUGGAGGAUUCAGUGAACACAAAAGCAGUGUAGAGUGGCAGCAAGGGAGUGCUCCAGGGGAGACAUUGAGAAGAUCCCCUUCCCAGGGGGCCAGUUUUAGUCCAGUAAUCUUCACACACAAAUCGCUAGGAAACAGAGACCACCCCGAGCCCCAGAGAAACCUGAUUCUAAGCACAAACUCUGUAACGUAUCAGAAAUUUCCUAAAGAAGAGAGACCUUACAGGUGUGACAUCUGCGGGCACAGCUUCAAACAGCAUUCUUCUCUAACACAACACCAGAGAAUCCAUACUGGAGAAAAGCCCUACAAAUGUAACCAGUGUGGGAAGGCCUUUAGUUUGAGGUCCUAUCUUAUUAUUCAUCAGAGAAUCCAUAGCGGUGAGAAAGCUUAUGAAUGUAGCGAAUGUGGGAAGGCCUUCAACCAGAGCUCAGCCCUCAUUAGACAUCGGAAAAUCCACACCGGUGAGAAAGCUUGUAAAUGUAACGAGUGUGGCAAAGCAUUCAGUCAGAGUUCCUAUCUCAUUAUCCAUCAAAGAAUUCACACUGGUGAGAAACCCUACGAGUGUAAUGAGUGUGGGAAAACCUUUAGCCAAAGCUCAAAGCUUAUCAGACACCAGCGAAUUCAUACAGGAGAAAGACCUUAUGAAUGUAACGAGUGUGGAAAAGCUUUCAGGCAGAGCUCAGAGCUGAUAACCCAUCAGAGAAUACAUAGUGGAGAGAAACCCUAUGAGUGUAAUGAGUGUGGAAAAGCCUUCAGCCUGAGCUCAAACCUCAUCAGACAUCAAAGAAUUCACAGUGGAGAGGAACCUUAUCAGUGUAACGAAUGUGGCAAAACCUUCAAAAGGAGCUCAGCCCUUGUGCAGCAUCAGAGAAUCCAUUCCGGGGAAGAGGCUUACAUAUGUAGUGAGUGCGGCAAGGCCUUCAGGCACAGAUCAGUCCUCACGCGCCAUCAGAGAGUCCACACUAGAAUUCAUACUGGAGAGAAACCCUAUCCUUGUAAUUGGUGCAUUAAAAGUUUCAGUCGGAGCUCAGACCUUAUUAAACAUCAAAGAGUCCACACUGGUGAAAAACCUUACAAAUGUGAUGAAUGUGGGAAAGCCUUCAGUCAGAGCUCUGAUCUUAUUAUACAUCAGAGAAUCCAUACAGGAGAAAAACCCUAUCAAUGUAGUCAUUGUAGUAAAAGUUUUAGCCAGCGCUCAGACCUGGUUAAACAUCAGAGAAUCCAUACUGGAGAGAAGCCUUAUACAUGUAACCAGUGUAACAAACAUUUUAGUCAGAGUUCUGAUGUUAUAAAACAUCAAAGAAUCCACACUGGUGAGAAACCAUAUAAAUGCGAUGUGUGUGGAAAAGCCUUCAGUCAGAGCUCAGAUCUUAUUCUACAUCAGAGAAUCCACACUGGAGAGAAACCAUAUCCAUGUAAUCAGUGUAACAAAAGUUUCAGUCAGAACUCAGACCUUAUUAAACAUCGAAGGAUCCACACUGGAGAGAAACCCUAUAAAUGUAAUGAAUGUGGAAAAGCUUUUAAUCAGAGCUCAGUUCUUAUUCUGCAUCAGAGAAUUCACACUGGAGAGAAACCCUAUCCAUGUAAUCAGUGUAGCAAAACCUUCAGUAGACUUUCAGAUCUUAUUAAUCAUCAACGAAUUCACACUGGAGAGAAGCCUUACCCAUGUAACCAGUGCAGUAAAAUGUUUAGUCGAAGAUCGGACCUUAUUAAACAUUACAGAAUUCAUACAGGUGAGAAACCCUAUGAGUGUGAUGAGUGUGGGAAAACCUUUAGUCAAAGCUCAAACCUUAUUCUGCAUCAGAGAAUCCACACUGGAGAGAAACCCUAUCCAUGUAGUGAUUGUACUAAAAGUUUUAGUCGUCGUUCAGACCUUGUGAAACAUCAAAGAAUACACACUGGAGAGAAACCGUACACAUGUAAUCAGUGCAAUAAAAGUUUUAGUCAAAGCUCAGACCUCACUAAACAUCAGAGAGUACACUCUGGAGAAAAACCCUAUCAUUGUGAUUGUUGUGAGAAAGCUUUCAGUCAGAGUUCUGACCUUAUUCUUCAUCAGAGAAUUCACACUGGAGAAAAACCAUAUCCAUGCACACAGUGCAGCAAAAGUUUCAGUCAGAACUCAGACCUUAUCAAGCACCAGAGGAUCCACACUGGGGAAAAACCAUAUAAAUGUAAUGAGUGUGGGAAGGCUUUCAGUCAGUGUUCAGCUCUUGUCCUACAUCAGAGGAUCCAUACUGGGGAGAAACCAUACCCAUGUGAUCAGUGUGGCAAAGGCUUUAGUCGGCGCUCUGAUCUCAUUAACCAUCAAAGAGUCCACACGAGUGAAAAUCCAUAUAAAUGUGAUGUGUGUAGAAAAGCCUUCAGCACAUGCACUGAUCUUACUGAACACCAGAGAAUCCACAUGAGAGGGAAACCACACAGGUGCGUUCAAUGCAGUAGAAGUUUUAGCCAGCUCGCUGAUCUUAAUCAUCAUGAGAAAAUUCAUGCUGGGGAAGACGCUUUGAAUGUGGGAAAACCUUUAGUGUAUACCCCAACUUUAUUCAGUACUAGAGAUGCUCUGCCAGAAAAAAAUCUUAGGAAUGCUAUUGAUUAUGAAAAAGGUUUUAAUCAAUGUUCAGCUCUCAUGCUACAUUAAAAAAACACACACACUAGAGAGAAAACAUAGUAAUUCAAUUUUUGUAAUGAAAAGUUUAACUCAGAGCUCAGACAUUACUAAAAAAUUCUGAGAACGAAUCCUGUGGGUAGAGGGAAAAUCUUUAAUGUGAAAAAAAUUUACUGAAUGUCAGCAACAAUGGAAAAAAAUUUCUGUCUGCUGUAAUGUAAGAAAAGCUCUAGUCUUUGAAUCAAAUACAAUCCACAAGAGGAAAGUUUCUAUCAUAAGAAAUGACUCACAGUGAUAAUGCAGAAUGUUACCAGAUAUUGUAAAAAUCAGUGUGGUGGCAUGUGUAAUCAGAGCUCAAAAAGUGUAUUAGUGUUAUAAUCUCACACCUUUAGUGAGCCCAGAUCACCCGUUGCAGAGAAGUUAUUUUAGAGAAUGUAGGGAAAACUUAAACCCUUCCCUUAUCUUGUCAUUCACUCUGCUAAUUGGCAUACCACUUAUCUCCUGACAGCUGGAGAGUUCUACUUUAUGCUAAUUCUAGCUAUUAAAUUCCCUGAGUGUGAACAUGCUAUGCUAUUCUGAUAUUAAACUUAACUACAAAACUCUAGUGCCCCAUUUUCUGAAAGAUUUUUUUUUUUUCGUGGCUAAGUUUUGUUCUUCCUAGUGAGCACAAGUUUUCAAGUUUCUGUGAUGUUCACAGCAAACAUGAAUUUGUUUUCCUCUUAAUUCAGCCCAUCCAUAAACUGUAGAGGUUUGAAAUUAUUUCAACACUAUCACUUACUGGCAGCUUCUGAAUAUAUGAAAUAAUUGUUUUAAAUUCCAUAUGUUAAAGUAUGAAGAUUACUACUGUGUUUAUCCUGUCAUCUAUAGAUUGAGCAAAAUGUUUGGCUAAAGUAAUAACCUUCAUGACUAAUUCAUAGAGCAUAUUCUGUCUACAAGUAAAAAGAUCUGUUGAUCUUUUUUUAAUGGCAACAUUCAUCAGACUUUGUUUUGUUUGUUGAUUUCUGACAUACAUACUGAUAAUAGGCUAUGUAUACUUGAUAUUUUCAACUGAAAAAUAGUUUUUUUUAAAGUAAGAAAACCUGUCUUUCUGGUAUUAACCAUUUGUUAAAAUUCUGCUACUGUUGUUUACUUUGACUAUCCCCCAUAAUUAUCCAAUUAAUAUUUUAAUACACAUUGUUAAAUUA
Molecule: messenger RNA, 4558 nt
Organism: Capra hircus (goat)
Lineage: Eukaryota; Metazoa; Chordata; Mammalia; Artiodactyla; Bovidae
Product: zinc finger protein 397
Exons: 5
Coding region: 144-3407 (1087 amino acids)
Biological process (GO): regulation of transcription by RNA polymerase II
Cellular component (GO): chromosome
Molecular function (GO): DNA-binding transcription factor activity, RNA polymerase II-specific; chromatin insulator sequence binding; RNA polymerase II cis-regulatory region sequence-specific DNA binding
Source: RefSeq, a predicted model, not a curated record